CUUCAUAAAAAUCUUGAACGGACGAAUGAAAGGAGGGGAGAAGUGAAAAGACACAAGGAACAACUUGCUGCGCUUCAACAGAAACUGGAGUGCUAUAAAAACUUUGGCUCAGGACCUGUCAAAUAUCCUCUGGCGGACAUGCUUCAGUUUGUUCUUGAGUUUGCUACUACAAAACCCACGAGUGUCUCUCCAGCUACUGAGGAGAUGAGACCAUCUACAGCCUCGCCAACUCCUCCUGCUAGCUUCCCCCACAGUGAAGCCAGAGACAGCAGUGAACCCGGGGAGGCAGAUUUACUGGAUGGUUUGGCUUGUGGUGUUUCCACCUGCCAACGAACACCCAUCUACAAACCUUUCACCCAGUGUAGACCCCUCAUUGACUGCCCGCCACACCCAGCACCUCACAGCAUCACCGAGGAAGAGCUGCACUUUGUGAAAACCUGCCUGCAGCGAUGGAGGACGGAAGUGGAGAACGACAUAAAUGAGCUAAAGGCCACCAUUGAGAAGGUCUCUCAGACCCUGGAGGGCAUUUACUCAGACAACAGUCUCUGUCAG
Oryzias melastigma (Indian medaka) is the source of this 552-nucleotide messenger RNA. Its product is annotated as ubiquitin carboxyl-terminal hydrolase 25. The record is from RefSeq and is a predicted model, not a curated record. The transcript has 4 exons. The annotation marks the transcript as partial. NCBI's taxonomy places the organism in Eukaryota, Metazoa, Chordata, Actinopteri, Beloniformes, Adrianichthyidae.